AUGUUCACACCACGUACGACGCUGCUUAUCCUCCUCUGUCUGCUUAUUCUCCUUGCUGUCCUACCCCAUGUACACGCUUUUGGAGCAGGGAACAUCCCCUCCUAUGCCUACCUCGAGGGCAAGGCGUUCCGGCAUGGAGAUAUAGAGGAUGUACUCAGUACUCUUGUCAAGAAAGCAGGUGGGUUCCUGGGUAGAGGGACAAAGUUCGGAGGGCUGGAUACUAAAAGGGUGUACUUCGGGAACUGGCUGAGGGACUACAGUCAAGCGAUGGACAUUGCCGCUCUGAAGAAACUCGAAAAACAGACAAUCCUCAAUCUCGUCAUGGCACUCGGUUUCCUCGCGCACGGCUAUGCCACUUCCGAGUUUGAGGUGACAGAAGAAAGGCUGGGCGUCUACCUUCCUACGGAGCAUAUUGACAACCCGAAAGGUUAUGGCGGAGAUGAGGAUCCGAGGAAGUAUCACCCGGCUCUCCGGCCGCCUGUGGAUCAAAGGGAACUGGAGAUCGAUGAGCGCACGGGGAUGAAGAACUAUAUUGGGAAUGAAAAUGGGAAUUGGGAUACGAGCAGGGCUUUGGUGAGAAGGACACUCGAGAAAUGUAUCGCCGCUGGGCGGCAGGCGCGUUCCAGCGGGAGCAAGGAAACAGAGUACGAGGCCUUCCGCCUGCUUGGGACAGCUCUCCACACACUGGAAGAUUUUGCCGCCCACUCGAACUUCUGCGAACUUGCCCUCGUCAACCUCGGACAUGGAGAGGUGUUCUGCCAUGUCGGAGAGCACUGUAGGAUUCGCGCUAGGAAUGGCAAGAUGGUGCCUCCGCUUGUGACGGGCACGUUUGGUGGAGCGGACUUUAUCCAUUCACUGCUUGGCGAGGCGACUGAUCAUAUCUCCGAAGCAUCCGUCUCGGACCUGACGAAAGGGUUUGACCGCGCACGAUCUCAAUCCGGCAGUGCGUCACAGGACACACUCCGCUCGCUCUUCUCCCAGCUUCCUGGAGGAGAGGGUACUAAGCUCACGCGAGAGAUGGACGGCGUACAGCGGAUGAGGGCUGAGGGAGGUGUGGGGGGAAAGAAACCGGAACAGAUGAGCCCCCAGGAACUGCAUGCCGCGCUCUGGCAGGUCCUCAAGUUCCGUGAUGGCGUGAUGAUGUACAUCGAGGAGACGCUCGAGAAGAUCCCUCUACUCUCUAGUUUGAUUGACAAGAUCUCCAACACGGUGUCUGUCUUCGUCCUAACCUCUAUCGAGCCACUCAUGAAGCCCAUCCUGAAGCAAGCCACCGCCGGUCUGCAAAUGGGCUCGAGCGAACUCGUCAACUCGGUAGACCAGUUCGAGGUGUUCAAUAACCCUAUGGCUUCCGACCCGACGCACUCUUUCCUCUCCAAGGAUCACUUUGGCCUUAUACUGAACGAACCUGCAGGGAUGUUGGGAAAGCUCGUCCUGACGUACACCGUCAACCUUGUCGUCCAGGCAUGGGACAACCACGGUAUGGAUACUCGUGCAGUCACCGAACCUGUCCUGGAGUCAUUCUUCCAUCCAGAUUUUUACGACCAGCGUUCGCAGAUUCAAUACCAGAUGAUGACCUUUAUGAAAGAAUGGAUCCAAGGCCAACCCAACCGGGAAGAAGUGAUCCGUCGGCUCACCCAAAACGCAGUCAAGAACCACGAGAACACACGGCUCCACACUGGAGGAAGCGACACUGGCUUGGGGCACAAUAUGGGCAUAGAGGCACAACACCAACUCGGCUCAUAUGUCCAGUCUAUCCCGGGUGUGGCGCAGGUACAGGGAGCGUACAACAGCUUCCAGCGCAUCUCCGGCCAGGUGUCGCAGUUCACUGGUGGAGGAGCGAGGAGGGAAGUGACGGACGACGCACCCCCUGGAGCUGGGGUGCCGUCCCUCAACCCGCCGGGGACGUUCCCUUCCCAUUCAUUUACGGAGGUGACUACCACGACUAUCUCAACAGGCGGGUUCCAGGAACAGUUCUCCCCGGGAUACCAGCAUCCCGAAGGUCGCCAGCCUCCGCAAGUCACGGCUCCCCGGCCGCCUGCAUCACCGCGUCCGCAAGAACACGACUACCAGCAGCAGCAUGGCCAGCAUCAGGGAGGAAAUUACCAACCGCACCACGGGGAUGAUCACAGCCCACACCAAGCGCAACAUCAACCUUCUUAUGCACCUCCCCCCGGUGCACCUUUCCCGCCACCAAUGGGAGGAUACGCCGGCCCCGCGUAUGCCCCUCCCCAAGGUCCCCCACCCGGGCAGUGGCAAGGUUACCCUCCUCCAGGGCCACCCCCUGGACAAUGGGGUCCUCCGCAGGGCCCGCCUCCUGGAUGGCAAGGGCCACCGGGGCAGGGAUGGUCGGGUUACCCUGGUCAGGGGAGGUGGUAAGAUUGGAAACUCGGGAUUGAUAUUGGACAUCACAAAGGUAUGUAUAUUAUGGGGUUGAAGUAACUGUAGACUGUGUUCGUGUAGAAUGGUGCACUGAUGAAAGAUCGU
This is a messenger RNA of Dacryopinax primogenitus, 2484 nucleotides long. Its product is annotated as Het-C-domain-containing protein. The record is from RefSeq and is a predicted model, not a curated record. The coding region runs from base 1 to 2376 and encodes 791 amino acids. Lineage: Eukaryota; Fungi; Basidiomycota; Dacrymycetes; Dacrymycetales; Dacrymycetaceae. The transcript has 10 exons.